GAGCUUUGCAUUUUGAUUAAAGCCCUCAAACCUUCUUCAGUCUAUAGGCAGGGGACUGGGGAGGCACACAUCUCAGCUGGGCAAAAGAGAAGAAAAACCCACCAGACCCCCCCCUCUCCCCCAGCCAGACUUUGGGUUUCUUCCUCCUUAUGGCUGUGUAGUGAUUCACCUCCUGGACUAUUGGAAGGAGUUGGUGCUGUAGAUUGAAUCCUGAGGUUCCUUAUCUUCUGGGGGGUUCCCAGUUCUUGGAGUUGGAGAUGUGGAGCACAAGGUGGAAAACGAAAAGGAGAUUUUGGGAUUCGUCCCUCAGCUCCCUCAUUCUCAUCACUUUGAUUUUCAUUAUCCAUGCUGCAGAGGUCAGAGGAGCUGGACCAGUUGAUGUACUCAGAGCAUUAGAAUUUCACAGAUCACCAGAAGGUGUGUCAAGAACAGCAGGGUUUUGCACAAACAGGAGGGCAUCCAAAGGAUCAGACACAGCAUACAAAAUUCAGAAAAAUGCCCAGCUUAGUGCCCCUACCAAGCAACUAUUCCCAGGGGGAACAUUCCCUAAAGAUUUCUCUAUCCUGCUGACAGUCAAGCCAAAAAAGGGCAUACAGACAUUUAUCUUGUCAAUGUACAGUGAACAAGGAAUACAGCAGUUGGGAGUAGAGGUUGGCAGGUCACCCGUCUUCCUUUAUGAAGAUCAGAAUUUAAAGCCUACCCCUGAAGAAUACCCAAUUUUUAGCACUGUCAACAUUGCAGACGGCAAGUGGCACCGGAUUGCGAUCAGCGUGGAAAAGAAGACGGUCACAAUGAUCGUGGACUGCAAGAAGAAGACCACAAAACCCCUACCCAGAAGUGACAAACCUAUUCUAGAUGCCACUGGCAUUACUGUAUUUGGAACUCGCAUUCUAGAUGAGGAGGUGUUUGAGGGUGACAUCCAGCAGCUACUAAUAAGUGAUGACCCCAAAGCUGCCUAUGACUACUGUGAACAUUACAUGCCAGACUGUGACACCCCAACUCCCAACAUGCCUCAAGCUCAAGAACCACAAGUGGAUGAGAAGAAGAAAGCCAGUCCUAAAUCGAAGAAGAAGCCAGUACCCCCUAAAUCAAAGAAAAAAAACCAAAAGGUCACGCCCAAAAAAUCAUUUCCAUCUAAGAAGAAGAACGGCAGGACGGAUUACCAGCCGUCAACAAGAAAAAGAAUAGGGGUAAAGGGCAAUAUAGUUGAUUACAAUCCUGACCAAUACAGCGAAGGAGACUAUGGCUUUCAAACUGAUACUCCUCGGAUUACCACUGGACCCAACGAGCAAACACCUGUGGAGGAGGCCAUUGUGGAUGAGACCAUUGUGGAUGAGGCCAUUGUGGAUGAGGCCAUUGUGGAUGAGGCCGUUGUGGAGGAGUCCUUUGACAAGGAGUCCUUUUUGGAGGAACCAUUUGUGGAAGAGUACUUAACAGGAGAGGAUUAUGAUUCAGAGACAAAGCUGGUUGAGGAAGCAGACUAUGGGGUGAAAAUUGUAGAUCCCACACCGACUUUGCCAGUGAUAGGAGGAGAUUUAGGAGAAUAUGAUAAUUAUGAAUAUAAAGAAUAUGAAGAUAAACCAACCAACACCAAAAGAGAUGAGUUUGGACCAGGGGUACCUGCUGAGACUGAUAUCACAGAGACCAGUGUGAAUAGCUAUGGAGUGUAUGGUGAGAAAGGUCAAAAGGGCGAACCAGCUGUGAUUGAGCCGGGUAUGCUGAUUGAAGGACCACCUGGAUUGGAAGGACCUGCUGGUCUUACUGGUCCGCCUGGCCUGCAAGGACCUCCCGGUACCUCUGGAGACCCUGGUGAGAGAGGACCUCCUGGUCGGGCUGGCUUGCCUGGUGCUGAUGGAUUACCAGGGCCCCCUGGCACCAUGCUCAUGUUACCGUUCCGAUAUGGAGGUGAUGGAGAGAAAGGACCAACAAUUUCAGCACAAGAGGCACAGGCUCAAGCCAUUCUACAGCAGGCUAGGAUUGCAAUGCGUGGUCCCCCAGGUCCUAUGGGUCUAACUGGAAGAUCUGGUCCUGUGGGAACACCUGGUGCACCGGGAAUUAAAGGAGAACCAGGCGACUCAGGUCCUCAGGGUCCAAGAGGAAUACAAGGAUCCCCAGGGUCUAUGGGAAAAGCUGGCAAAAGGGGACGCCCUGGAGCUGAUGGUGCCCGUGGAAUGCCAGGUGAACCUGGGUCCAAGGGCGAUAGAGGGUUUGAUGGCCUUCCAGGUCUGCCUGGUGAGAAGGGGCACAGGGGUGACAAAGGACCACAGGGUCCACCCGGACCUCCUGGCGAAGAUGGAGAGAGGGGAGAAGAUGGAGAGGUUGGACCCAGAGGGUUGCCCGGUGAACCAGGUGAACGAGGAUUGUUGGGACCAAGAGGACCCCCUGGACCACCCGGACAGCAUGGUGUUGCAGGUGUUGAUGGACCCCCAGGCCCUAAAGGAAAUCUGGGCCCACAAGGAGAGCCAGGUCCAGCUGGUCAACAAGGAAUUCCUGGUCCUCAAGGUCUCCCUGGCCCACAAGGCCCCAUUGGUCCCCCUGGUGAGAAGGGUCCACAAGGAAAACCUGGUCUGCCCGGCCUACCUGGAUCUGAUGGACCUCCAGGGCAUCCUGGUAAAGAAGGACCAGCAGGAGAAAAGGGAGCAGUGGGUCCCACUGGUCCUCAAGGUCCCAUUGGCUACCCUGGUCCUCGUGGUGUUAAGGGAGCUGAUGGUGUUCGAGGUUUGAAGGGAGGAAAAGGAGAAAAGGGGGAGGAUGGCUUCCCUGGAUUUAAAGGUGACAUGGGACUGAAAGGAGACAGGGGAGAGGUUGGACCCUUAGGUCCAAGAGGAGAAGAUGGUCCUGAAGGCCCUAAAGGAAGAUCUGGUCCAUCAGGAGAUUCUGGACCAACUGGUUUAGCCGGUGAAAAGGGUAAACUUGGUGUGCCAGGAUUACCAGGAUAUCCCGGACGACAGGGUCCCAAGGGUUCCACAGGUUUUCCAGGAUUUCCAGGAGCCAAUGGAGAGAAAGGAGCUCGGGGUGUAGCUGGCAAACCAGGUCCAAGGGGACAACGAGGUCCAACGGGUCCACGUGGAGCUAGAGGUCCAAGAGGUCCUACUGGAAAACCAGGUCCUAAGGGCACGGCUGGAAAUGAUGGCCCUCCCGGCCCACCUGGUGAAAGAGGACCUCAAGGACCACAGGGCCCAGUUGGGUUCUCAGGACCAAAGGGUCCCCCUGGACCACCUGGAAAGGAUGGAUUGCCUGGCCACCCUGGACAACGUGGAGAAACAGGAUUCCAAGGCAAAACUGGACCCCCAGGUCCUGGAGGUGUGGUUGGUCCUCAGGGUCCUACUGGAGAGACUGGUCCUAUUGGAGAAAGAGGUCAUCCAGGACCCCCAGGUCCACCUGGAGAGCAAGGAUUGCCUGGAUCAGCUGGAAAAGAGGGUGCAAAGGGAGAUCCUGGUCCCCAAGGUGUCGCUGGAAAAGAUGGCCCACCAGGUCUUCGUGGAUUUGCUGGAGAAAGAGGUCUACCUGGAGCUCAGGGAGCAGCCGGCUUAAAGGGUGGAGAAGGUCCUCAAGGUCCACCUGGUCCAAUCGGAUCUGCAGGAGAAAGAGGUGCAGCAGGCACUGCUGGUCCCAUUGGAUUACCAGGAAGACCAGGUCCACAAGGCCCACCAGGACCUGCUGGAGAGAAGGGAGCACCGGGUGAAAAAGGACCUCAGGGACCAGCUGGACGUGAUGGUGUUCAAGGACCAGUUGGACUUCCAGGGCCUGCAGGUCCUCAGGGUCCACCAGGUGAAGAUGGUGACAAGGGUGAAAUCGGAGAGCCUGGUCAGAAGGGAGGAAAAGGAGAUAAGGGAGAACAGGGUCCACCAGGACCAGGAGGUCUGCAGGGUCCAGUUGGAGCACCGGGUCCAGCAGGUUCAGAUGGAGAGCCUGGUCCAAGAGGUCAGCAAGGCAUGUUUGGACAGAAGGGUGAUGAAGGACCUCGUGGUUUCCCCGGUCCUCCUGGUCCAAUUGGUCUCCAAGGGCUUCCUGGACCACCAGGUGAAAAAGGAGAGAAUGGUGACGUUGGUCCUAUGGGUCCACCUGGUCCUCCUGGCCCAAGAGGUCCUCAAGGUCCUAACGGAGCAGAUGGUCCUCAAGGUCCUCCGGGUUCUAUUGGAUCACCUGGUGGUGUUGGUGAGAAGGGAGAACCAGGAGAGGCUGGAAACCCAGGUCCCCCUGGAGAAGUUGGUGUUGGCGGACCUAAAGGUGAGAGGGGGGAGAAAGGAGAGGCUGGACCCCCAGGAUCUGCAGGACCUGCUGGACCUAAAGGUCCUCCAGGAGAUGAUGGUCCUAAAGGAAACCCCGGACCCGUUGGAUUCCCAGGAGAUCCUGGACCACCUGGUGAACCUGGUCCAAGUGGUCAGGAUGGGAGCUCUGGGGAUAAAGGUGAAGAUGGUGAACCCGGACAGCCUGGUCCACCUGGUCCCUCAGGAGAAGCUGGACCCCCAGGCCCACCUGGAAAGAGGGGUCCCCCUGGAGCUGCUGGAGCAGAAGGAAGGCAAGGAGAAAAAGGUGCAAAGGGUGAAUCUGGAUCAGAAGGUGCACCAGGGAAGACAGGUCCUGUUGGUGCACAGGGCCCUUCAGGAAAACCAGGACCUGAAGGUCUCAGAGGAAUUCCAGGACCUGUGGGAGAACAAGGUCUUCCGGGCGCUUCUGGACAAGAUGGACCACCAGGGCCAAUGGGACCCCCUGGCUUGCCAGGUCUGAAGGGAGAUCCCGGCACGAAGGGUGAAAAGGGACAUCCAGGUUUGAUUGGUCUAAUUGGUCCCCCUGGAGAGCAGGGUGAGAAGGGAGACAGAGGACUUCCUGGCCCACAAGGAACUCUUGGAGCUAAGGGCGAUGUUGGUAUCAAUGGUCCUGCUGGUCCAUCAGGUCCCCUUGGACCACCUGGAUUACCUGGUCCACAAGGUCCUAAAGGUUCUAAGGGAUCAAGUGGUCCUUCUGGUCAGAAGGGAGACGGAGGUAUGCCUGGACCUCCCGGGCCCCCUGGUCCUCCUGGAGAAGUCAUUCAGCCACUACCCAUUCAGUCACCAAAGAAGACCCGAAGAUCCUCAGAUGAUAUGAUGGCAGAUGCCGGUGACAACAUACUAGAGUACGCAGAUGGGAUGGAAGAGAUCUUUGGUUCACUCAACUCCCUCAAGCAGGACAUUGAGCGUAUGAAAUAUCCCAUGGGAACUCAGAACAACCCAGCUAGGACAUGUAAAGACCUUCAACUCUGCCACCCUGAAUUCCCUGAUGGUGAAUAUUGGAUUGAUCCAAACCAAGGCUGCUCCGGAGAUUCGUUCAAAGUGUUCUGUAAUUUCACAGCUGGAGGGGAAACCUGUAUUUAUGCAGACAAGAAAUCUGAAGGAGUACGGAUAUCCUCCUGGCCUAAAGAAACACCUGGAUCCUGGUUCAGUGAAUUCAAGAGAGGAAAGUUGCUUUCCUAUGUGGACAUUGAAGGUAACAGCAUCAAUCAGGUACAAAUGACCUUCUUGAAACUGCUUAGUGCAUCGGCCCGACAAAACUUCACAUACAGCUGUCAUCAGUCAGUGGCUUGGCAUGAUGUUGUGACAGACAGCUAUGACAAGGCGCUGAGGUUCCUUGGAUCCAACGAUGAAGAAAUUUCCUACGACAAUAGUCCCUACAUAAGAGCAAUUCAUGAUGGCUGUGCGCUAAGAAAAGGAUAUGGAAGAACAGUUCUUGAAAUAAACACCCUGAAGAUAGACCAGCUGCCUAUUGCAGAUGUAAUGUUCAGUGACUUUGGGGAUCAGAACCAAAAGUUUGGAUUUGAGGUUGGGCCAGCCUGCUUCUUAGGUUGAGACCAAAACGCGGACAAGCAGCUUAAUCUAAUUAAAAAAAUUAAAAUAUGUAAAAAAAAUUAUGUUUUUUUCAACAAAAAAAAAAAGAAAGCGUCAGGCUUGAUGGGAUACUACCGAAGACGUGGUCACCACAUGCAAGUUUUGAAUACGGAUGGUGCAGAGGGGAAGAAAAUGAUUAGAGAAUUACCUAGGCAGAAUCACAUGACUUAAACUGAAAGAGCGUUUGCCAACAUAUGAAGGACUAAUAUGCAAUACUCGAGGGCCAGCCAUGGCUUCCUGCCAUGUGAAACUUAUGGUGCUGAAAAAAUAUCUUAAAGAAGCUUUGUCCAUAACAGGUGCUAUACAUUUCUUGUAAAUGGGUCGACCAAAUAUAUCACGUCAUAUUUUUUUUUUUCUUCGUACCUAGUUCAAGGCUUGCAUGUCCUUUUCCAAAACUUGCAUGUGACUGUGGUUUGAGCCUUGUUCAUUAGGAGCAAAGAAACAUAAUAGGUUCUCCACCGUGUCAAACAAAUACAGUGUCUGUAUUGUGCAAAAUAAUGUAAAACCAGUGGACCACAACCCAUAUUUUCUCACUCGAAAUAAAGUCCCUUUGUAUAUA
Messenger RNA from Pelobates fuscus (common spadefoot toad), 6423 nucleotides. It is a transcript of the gene COL11A1, whose product is annotated as collagen type XI alpha 1 chain. The transcript has 67 exons. The coding region runs from base 258 to 5825 and encodes 1855 amino acids. The record is from RefSeq and is a predicted model, not a curated record. Gene Ontology annotation, cellular component: collagen type XI trimer. Gene Ontology annotation, biological process: extracellular matrix organization. NCBI's taxonomy places the organism in Eukaryota, Metazoa, Chordata, Amphibia, Anura, Pelobatidae. Gene Ontology annotation, molecular function: extracellular matrix structural constituent conferring tensile strength.